CUUUUUGGGGCUUUGUCGUUUCGACUUGUUUUGUUUGCGUUUUGGGUACUUUUUUUAAAUUUUUGCGGUUUUGUGAAUUCAAGAUUCUGUCUUUGACUCUCAACAGUGUGGUGUUGAGGUGUGUGUGUUGGUGUUUUUGGGAGUAUUAAAAGGACCUAUGCUUUGCUUCGGUUGGUGGGUUUUGAAAUUUUGAUUCUUUUUUUUUUUUUUUUUUAUUAUUGGGAAUGGCUUUCUGGGUUUUUGGUUUUACUUAUCCAGAGGUGGGAAGAAAGGUGAGUUUUAUGAAUUCUAUGGUGUUGUUCUGUAGCAAAAAGGUCGGGAAUGCAAAGCUUUGGGUUGUGAAAUUUGAACUUGAAGGCUAGGUUCUGGUAUUUGGUUGGAGAAAAAUGAUGGAUGGGCGGCGUCAUUCUGUUGAUAUACCUAUCUCUAAAGCUCUUGUGGCUCUGCGGAGGGUGAGGUCUCUAAGGGAUCCAUCAACUAAUCCUAUGAGCAAAUUCUCUUCUCCGGUUGAGAAUGUUAAUUGGGAAACGAAUUCGGGUAAUGAUAUCUCUAUGCUAUUCUUGAAUACUUUCCAAGAAGGUGGUUCUGACAACCGUAGUUGUUUGAGGCCAAAGAAUUCGGAUUUGUAUGGACAAAGAGAGGAUUGCUUAGAUGAUUUUGAACUAAACUUGGGUUUAGAAAAGUCUAGAUUGAUCCUGCCUGAGAAUUCAGAGUGGGUUGGAAGCACAGGGAGUCCUAGGAGCAAUCAGGGUGAUGAGUUUGAUCUUUCAGGGUCAGAUAAGGAAGAGGUUUUUAGAAAUAAAUCACUGAGUCAGAGAUAUAAGAGCAGUCAUAUGGAUAAAGGAUUGGCCAUGACAUGCGUCAAGCCUUUGGAGGAUGUGGAUUAUGAAGAAGUUGUCAGAUCAUCAUGUUUAGAAAGAGUAGAUCAGAUUGCAUCAAAACGAAAAUCACAGUGUAAAAAUCGUGUUGAUUUGUCUGGGGCAAUUGGUCAUCGUAGGAGUCGAACUGGCAGUCCAUGCCCUUCAGCAGGUGAUGCUCUUUCAAGCCAUGGUACACCCAUUUUUGCAAACGAAGAGGUUGGUAUUGGAGAUCAUGAUCAUCCUGGUGGUGGAAUAAGCUGCUGCUGGUCAAGAACCCCUAGAUUCAGAGAAGCUAACAUUUCUUUUGAUGCUGAUGACCAUCCUUUGUUAUACAAGAAUGUAGAUGAUAUUUCACUUUAUGACCACAGAAGCUUGAAGCGCAUAGGAAAUGAAACCAAUUCACAGUUAGAAAAGCCCAGGAGUCUGAGUCAGAAAUUCAGGCCAGAGUCUUUCAUCGACUUGGUGGGACAAAAUGUUGUUGCAAGGUCUCUUUUGGGUGCUAUCUCUAGAGGAAGAAUAACCUCAUUCUAUCUUUUCCAUGGUCCACAAGGCACAGGAAAGACAUCAGCCUCAAGAAUUUUUGCUGCAGCACUUAAUUGUCUUUCACUGGAGGAGUAUAGGCCGUGUGGUCUCUGCUGCGAGUGUAAUGUGUACUUUUCUGGAAACAGCAGAGAUAUCAAGGAAAUAGAUUCUGUGAGAAUCAACCGGAGAGACCGCGUUAGGUCUCUUAUUAAGAAUGCAGCUAUGCCUCCAGUUUCUUCACGGUUUAAGGUUUUCAUCAUUGAUGAGUGCCACUUGAUGCGUGGGGAAACAUGGGUGACUAUUUUGAGUAGCAUCGAUAACCUUUCUCAACAUGUUGUCUUUGUGAUGAUCACUCCUGAUCUGGAUAAGCUGCCGCGGAAUGCAGUAUCACGGUCCCAGAGAUAUCACUUUCCAAAGAUUAAGGAUGGUGAUAUUGCAAGCAAGUUGGGAAAAAUCUGUGUUGAAGAGGGUCUUGAGUUUGAUCAGGUUGCUUUGAACUUCAUUGCUGCCAAAUCAAAUGGUUCACUUAGGGAUGCAGAGAUGAUGCUUGAUCAGCUAAGUUUGCUUGGUAAAAGAAUCACAAUGGGUCUGGCAUACGAGCUUAUUGGAGCUGUUUCUGAUGAUGAAUUGCUUGAUUUGCUAGAUCUGGCAUUGUCAUCUGACACUUCUAAUACAGUUAUAAGGGCCAGGGAGUUGAUGAGAUCAAGGAUUGAUCCCAUGCAACUUAUAUCGCAGUUGGCAAAUCUUAUUAUGGACAUCCUUGCUGGUGAGGAAGGUGGUUCUGAAGUCCAGAAAAGGUUCUCUCGUAGGCAUACCUCUGAAAUGGACUUCCAGAAACUGAGUCAUGCAUUGAAAAUAUUCUCUGAAACUGAGAAGCAAUUAAGGGUAUCCAAGAAUCAAACAACAUGGCUUACUGCAGCUCUAUUGCAGCUAAGCUCUGCAGAAUCAUCCUCAUUGGAUGCUAGUGAUACAAAGAGUUUGAGAAAUACACAAGAGAGAGGGCAGAGCUUCAAGAAUCUUGACCCUACUUCAUGCAAUGUUAACACAUCAGACAAGUUGGGAAUGCAGAAGGACAUUGAUGAACAGUUGGAAUCCAUAUGGAAGAGAGCUAUAGAUUUAUGCCAAUCCAGGUCAUUCAAGAACUUUUUGAGGAAACAAGGAAGAUUGUCGUCUCUAUUUGUGAAUCAAGGUCUCGCUAUAGCUGAAUUGGAAUUCUGCCACCCUGAUUAUGUAUCCAAGGCUGAGAAGUCAUGGAAAAUCAUUGCAAGUGCACUUCAAUCUCUAUUCGGUUGUAAUGUGGAGAUCAGGAUCAAUCUUGUACGUGCUUCCGAGUCAAAGUAUGCAAACGUGAAGAAGCCAUCUUUCAGGUUGUUCAGCUGUUCCCGCAGAAUGCAACAAAAGUCACCAUCUUUCUGUGAGCGCGGAAGUGGUUCAGACUACUCUGAGUACACAUCGGAAAAGCCUAUAUUAAGUGAUAGACCUAUUUUACCUUGUUCUUGUGAUUGUGCUUCUCAACUGCCACAUAACUGCUGUGACAAAAUGGUGGUUGUAAGUACAUUGAGAAAUAGUGAAGGAAACAUACUGAGCACAAGAGCGGCAUCAUCCCGCAGAUCAUUUGAAGAUGAUACACCAAAGGCACCUGGAUUAAUGGUUGAUUCUUCAAAGGAAGAGGGAAGCAACCAGGACUGCCAGGUUUUAUCUUUUCAUCAACCUGAACAUCAACCAAGGUGUUUCCCGAGAACUCUGAGGAUUCAAAAGAAGUUGUGUUCGGCAGAUGCUAAUCAGGUGACCUGUUGCACUAAACUACAAAACAAGUUUGCAAUCCCAAGUAGGACAUCUUUUGAAGCUUGUCUUUUGGGAAGUGAUUCAUAUGCUUUCUGCAGCGGCUCUGACAAUGGUAACAACACUGACAACUAUAAAGAAGAGUUGAAGGAAAAUUCAGGUGUGCUUUGUUGGAAAACCCCCACGCUUCCCUCAGGAAAGGAUUGGCAGCUGAGGCACCAACAGCAAAAUUCGAAACUAGUUGGGUGGGUUCUUCCAUGUGCAACUGCUUAGGCUUUUAGUAGUUUUGCUGAAAAAAGUAGCUUAUAUGCUAUAGGACCUUCAAAGGAAUUCAUACCUCAGGAGCAUUUGUCUACUGAUACAUUGCAACAGUCAUUGAUGUUAUAGAUAUAUAUUUUGGGAACCCAGAUUAAGGGUUAAAUUAAUAUAAGUACUGUCUUCAUGCGAUC
This is a messenger RNA of Rosa rugosa (rugosa rose), 3613 nucleotides long. RefSeq names its product protein STICHEL-like 2. The transcript has 8 exons. Gene Ontology annotation, cellular component: nucleus; DNA polymerase III complex; DNA replication factor C complex. Gene Ontology annotation, biological process: DNA-templated DNA replication; DNA repair. Gene Ontology annotation, molecular function: ATP hydrolysis activity; DNA clamp loader activity; DNA-directed DNA polymerase activity. The record is from RefSeq and is a predicted model, not a curated record. Lineage: Eukaryota; Viridiplantae; Streptophyta; Magnoliopsida; Rosales; Rosaceae. The coding region runs from base 387 to 3437 and encodes 1016 amino acids.